ACUCUCCCUGCCUGGCCUGCAGGGAGGCUGGCAGCCCCUGCCCGCAGCCCCUGCCCGCGGCAGACGGGAUCUGGCGGGUCCCUCCGGAGCAGCGAGGAGGUGGUGGUGUAACGUGCUGGCCGAGCAAAGGUGUCUGUGCGUCUGCAGACAGAUGCCGUGAACCCCGCCGCCAUGGCGGAGGAGAAGCCACCGCAGCUCGUGGACUAUUUUGUGGUGGCCGGCUUGACCGACUCCUCCAAGGCCUUGGAAGAGGAGAGCCAGCAGCCCCGGCCGGCCCGGCCCAGCGAGCCCAUCACCGACGUGGCCGUGGUCAUCCGCUCGCAGGGCGAGGACGUGCCCCAGGGCUUCACCUGCAUCGAGAACAGCACGUCCGGCCACCCUGCGGACCUGAAUGCCAGCCUCCUCAGCAGCCCCCAGACAUACCUCUGCUACAAGCGGGGCCGCGGCAAGCCGCCCCUCAUCGAGCUGGGGGUGCACUGUGAGGGGAAGGACCGCCUGAAGCCGGGCUACGAGAUCAUCCGCACGACGCCCUACAGCCGCUCUGCCAACCUCAGCUCGGGCGCUGCCAGCCACCAGCGCACCUUCCUCACCUACCGCCGGGCCGCUGAGUCCCAGGGCCACAACACCCUGGGCAUCACCGACAUCUGCCUGGUCGUGCCCAGCAAGGGGGAGAACACGCCUCACACCUUCUGCCGGGUCGACAGGAACCUCAACGCUGGCAUGUGGGGCCCGGCUGUGUUCCUGUGCUACAAGAUGGCCAUGUCCAAAGCCAACACCCUGGUCUACGAAGCAGGUCUCUUGAGCCGCUACCCUGAGCAGGACAGUGAGUCAUUCCCGCUGCCCGACUCAGUGCCCGUCUUCUGCCUGCCCAUGGGGGCCACCAUCGAGAGCUGGCCCGUCAACACCAAGUACCAGCUGCCUGUCUUCUCCACCUUUGUGCUGACUGGGGCGUCAGGGGACAAGGUGUAUGGCGCUGCCAUCCAGUUCCAUGAGGCCUACCCGCGGGAGCGGCUGUCGGAGAAGCAAAGCCUGCGGCUGGGCCUGCUCAGCGUGGUCGACCGGCGCCCCAUCACCAGCAAGUCGGUGCAGACUCGCCGCAGCAUCUGCGUCCUGUCGCACUGGCCCCUCUUCGACGUCUUCCGCAAGUUCCUCAUGUUCAUCUAUCGCUACUCCAUCUCGGGGCCCCACGUGCUGCCCCUGGAGACGCACAUCUCCCACUUCAUGCACAACGUCCCCUUCCCGUCUCCGCAGCGACCGCGCAUCCUAGUGCAGAUGUCUCCCUACGAUAACCUGCUGCUGUGCCAGCCUGUGUCCUCCCCGCUGCCGCUCAGCGGAGCCAGCUUCCUGACCCUGCUGCAGAACCUGGGCCCCGAGAACGCCGUCACGCUGCUGCUGGCCGUGCUGACCGAGCAGAAGCUGCUGAUCCACUCGCUGCGGCCCGAUGUGCUGACCAGCGUGAGCGAGGCGCUCGUCUCCAUGAUCUUCCCGCUGCGUUGGCAGUGCCCCUACAUCCCGCUGUGCCCGCUGACGCUGGCAGACGUGCUGUGCGCCCCCGUGCCCUUCAUCGUCGGCAUCCACUCCAGCUACUUCGACCUGCACGACCCGCCCCGCGACGUCAUCUGUGUCGACCUCGACACCAACACCAUCUUCCUGAGUGAGGAGAGGAAGCUGCUGUCGCCCCGCUCACUGCCCCGCCGGCCCUGCAAGGUGCUGCUGGCUGCGCUGCGUGCCCACUUCCAGCAGCUGGAUGAGAUGUACAACAAGCCGGUGGAGGAGGCGUCACUGGAGUUCCUGCUCACCGACUACGACCUGGUGUACGGGCGGCGCAAGCAGCUGGAGCUGGAGAUCCAGGCCUCCUUCCUGCGCUUCAUGGCCUGCGUGCUGAAGGGGUACCGCUCUUUCCUGCUGCCCAUCACCCAGGCGCCCUGCGACACCACCCACGACUCCAGCAGCCUCUUCUUCCUGCAGGGUUUCCUCAAAUCCCGGGACCGCGCCUACCACAAGUUCUACGGGCAGCUGCUGCGCACGCAGCUCUUCACGCAGUUCAUCCAGGAGUGCUCCUUCGUCAGCGACCGGCACGCCUGCCUGGAGUUCUUCGACACCUGCGUCGAGAAGGUGCAGGUGGAUCUGGAGAAGGCCGAGGACGCGCCCCUGAUGGAGCUGGACGACUCACACGGCAGUGAGCACACAGUCUUCAUCAUGCCCCCCGAAGAGCCCCUGGGCCCCGAUGGCGCCGAGCUGCCCGCGCUCUACUGCUAUGACAGCUUCCCCGUGCUGCGGUCCGAGCUCUUCGAGCGCUCCCAGGACCAGCUGGCGGCUCUGCUGUGCCAGCCCAAGAGCAGCGCCCCCAGCAGCCCCGCACCGCGCAGGACCAAGCAGGAGAUGAAGGUGGCGCAGCGGGUGGCACAGAAGUACUCGUCCAUGCCCGACAUGUGGGCGCGAUGCCUCCUGGGGCACUGCUACGGGCUAUGGUUCAUCUACCUGCCCACCUACGUGCGGGCUGCCCCCUCCAAGGUGCGGGCGCUGCAGACGGCCUACGAAGUGCUGAAGCAGAUGGAGAGCAGGAAGGUGGUGCUGCCAGACGAGGUCUGCUACCGCAGUCUCAUGCAGCUGUGCGGGCAGUACGGCGAGCCGGUGCUCUCUGUCCGCGUCCUGCUCGAGAUGAAACGGGCUGGCAUCGUGCCCAACACCGUCACCUACGGCUACUACAACAAGGCCGUGCUGGAGAGCAAGUGGCCCUCGGGCACCCAGGGCGGGCGGCUGCGCUGGGCCAAGCUGCGCAACGUGGUGUUGGGCACCGCCCAGUUCCGGCAGCCCCUGCGGCAGCGGCAGCUGGAGAGCGAGGCCCACGGCAGCACCCUGCCAGAGAACCAGGGCCCCCAGCCCCGCCCCAGCCUUCAGCGCCAGACCACGUGGGCUGGGCGCAGCCUGCGUGAGCCCUCGCCAGGCCGCCAGCUGGCGAAGAGCAACAGCGGCACCUUCCCCCGCAGCGAAACCUCCGCCGUGGAGACCGGCGUGGCCCAGAUGAUCAAGGCCCUGGGGGUGCUGGAGCCUGGCAGCGACUCGUUCGUCGCCCUCCCCCCCGGGCUGCGCCAGCUCCUGGACGGGCCCGGCAGCUCGGAGGACGGGAGCCUGUCUGACCUCAGCUUCCAGACGGACGAGAGCGACCGGCCGGCCCUGGACAGCGCUGAGGUGCAGCUGAGCCUGGGGCCGGGCGCCCGGGGCUCCAAGCUGGGCCGGCGCGACGAGAACCAGAACAGCCUGGGGGGGACGCCGCGCCGGGGGCUGGCCGCCAAGCUGCAGCAGCUGCUAUCCCCAGCCAAGCGCCCCUCCCUGCGCCACACCGCCAGCGUGGAGCAGCCCAGCACCCGGUGGGACGCUGGCUCCCUGCGCCGGGCCUCGGAGCAGACAGAGCCCCCGCCGCGCAAGAGCCCCGUGGAGAGCCUGCUGCACCCCCACGAGCGCCCCGACUCCACCGCCUCAGAGAGCUCCGUCUCCCUGGGCAGCGAGUUUGACCUGUCGGACACGUCGCUUGGCAGCUUUAGCCUGCGCAAGUCGUCGGACCCGCUGCCCGAGGCCUUGGCCGGGCCGGAGCUGCCCCCUGUGGAGAUCCGGCUCUCCAGCUGCUCGCGGUGCCAGGCGUGCGGCUCCCUGGUGCACGACGAGGAGGUGAUGGCCGGCUGGACGCCCGACGACUCCAACCUCAACACCAGCUGCCCCUUCUGCGCCCGCCCCUUCGUGCCCUUGCUCAGCAUCGAGAUCCAGGACUUCCAGCAGCCCCCCAGCCCCUCGGAGUCUCCCCAGAGCCGCGGGGAGCAGCCACCAGCUGCCCGAGGGCCGGUGCUCAGCGACCGCUCCCAGUGCCUGGCUCUGGACGAGGCCGAGCCGCAGCCAGGGGACCCCCCGUCGCUCUGCAACGGCUGCGUGGACUCGGGGCCCAGGGGCCCUGCCCCACGCUCGGAGCUCGUGACCUUCGCCUACCUGAGCCCCCUGGUGCUGCGCAAGGAGCUGGAGAGCCUGCUGGAGAACGAGGGCAGCGAGUUCCUGGCCCAGCCAGAGCUGGUGGACAGCCAUCCCAUAAUAUACUGGAACCUGGUCUGGUAUUUCCAGCGCCUCGGCCUGCCCAGCAACCUGCUGCAGCUGGUGCUGGCCUCCCAGCACGUCAGGCCCACGCCCCAGGUCCAGCCCCUGGAGGCCCCCCCGGUGUGCGUACGCCUGCUGUGGGAUGUCCUGACCCCAGACCCCAACAGCUGCCCCCCCCUCUAUGUGCUUUGGAGGAUCCACAGGAACAGUGCUGCCCGGCUGCAGUCCUGGCGCCAUCCCAGCAGCCCCUUCUCGCUGGCGUUCUUGGAGGCCGUGCUGAGCCAUGUGGGGCUGGGCGAGAUGCAUAAGGCCAUCGCCCUCUUCCUGCAGACCCUGGCUGUGGAGCCCAGCCCCCCGCCCCUGCAGAGGAGCAUUUACCGGGAGAUCCUCUUCCUCAUGCUGGCUGCACUGGGCAGGGACCACGUCAGCAUUGCCGCCUUCGACAAGAAGUACAAAGCCGCCUACGCCAAGGUGGCCAGCAGCCUGGGCAAGGAGGAGGUGACACGGCGGCGGGCACAGCCACCCAGCUCCAAGGCCAUCGACUGCCGCCGGAGCUUCGGCGCUACCCUGGAGUGCUAAUGCCAGGCCGCCCGGGAGCCCAGGACCCCUCCCCCCAGGAAGGAAUUUGGGGACCGAACUGGGUCUCACGGGGGGGGGGGAGGAGCGAGCAGCUCCACGGCAGGCGGGGGGCAGGGCAUAGCUGAUACCAAACCAUGUGCCACCCCCACCUACCCCGGGGGUUCUUCCGGGAGCCGGGGGGCAGCACUUGGUGCCCGCUGAGCCGAGGCAGUCAGGUGGGACCUGGAGAGCCCCCUGCUGCCCCCGGCACUUCAGCCAGUCCUGCCCCUGGGGGCCGUAGCUCUACGCUGCCCCCCCCGCCCCGCGGGCUGGGAGGAGAAGCAGGGGCAGCUGCUGCCCAGCCAUAGGGCAAAGAAGUGGGGGGCUGGUCGGGCAGGGCCGAGAUCCUGCUCUGGGCAUAGCCCAGCCCCUCCUGUGCCGACUGGACUGGGGUCUUUGAUGGCCCUGCUGACGGCAGCUCUCAGCGGCUGCCCGUGCUGGAGAGAUGGGAGGGGCCCCAGGAGCCACGGGUAUGUCUGGGGGGUCGGCACUGCUCAGCCCGCCUGGUGGCUCCCCCCAGACCCCGGUGCUGUUUGGAGCCAGACACUGGUAGUGAACCGGCCCCGCGGACGGGUGAGCAUCCGUCCAGCCCACGGCUCCUGCAUCCCCAGAGCUCUCUCUGUUUUUGGACACUGUCUUUGGGGGGUCCCCCGGGGCACGGCCCCUCCUCCAGGGCAGUUGGUGGUUGGUUUUUUUUAACGUCAGUGUUAAUAUAUUUUGUAAUUUAUUUAUUCUCCCCGUGGCCACCGUUAGCUUGUGCUGUAACCGCUGUGCUGGUGAGCGAGUGCCAUGCAAGCCGGGCCCCACGACCCCCCGCGUGCCCCCUGCUGGACACCCUGGGCUGCCGUGGGGCUGGCUCAUUGUGCACUCUCCAUCUCACUCACUCCUGCCCGGGAAGCUGUUUCUCUCCCCCCUGUGGCUGGGAAAGGGGCAGUAGGCACUGAGGGGGAGGGGACGCUGGGGGCUCCCCAUACGCUGGUGCCUGUGCCCCCCUAUCUCUGGGGUUCAUACUGUGCAAUAUGGCGUCACUCCUCCCCGACCCCUUUGUUUCAUUUGGGUUUUUGUUGGGUCUGUAAAUAAAACCGCUUCAGUAUUUUCUCUGC
Molecule: messenger RNA, 5804 nt
Organism: Caretta caretta (loggerhead turtle)
Lineage: Eukaryota; Metazoa; Chordata; Testudines; Cheloniidae
Gene: DENND4B
Product: DENN domain containing 4B
Biological process (GO): regulation of Rab protein signal transduction
Cellular component (GO): cytoplasmic vesicle
Molecular function (GO): protein binding
Source: RefSeq, a predicted model, not a curated record